Molecule: messenger RNA, 2016 nt
Organism: Puccinia graminis f. sp. tritici CRL 75-36-700-3
Lineage: Eukaryota; Fungi; Basidiomycota; Pucciniomycetes; Pucciniales; Pucciniaceae
Exons: 7
Coding region: 1-2016 (671 amino acids)
Source: RefSeq, a predicted model, not a curated record
AUGAACGAAGAAGACGAGGCCUCGCGCGCUCGUCUGAGGUCACUUCACCAAGAGAUGAUUCAACAGCAGAGGCAUCGAAAUUGGAACAAUAUCAUGGCUUGGUUGUUCCCGUCCUAUCUUCACUUCAAGAAGCUCACUUCGGACUGGACGCUUCCGGCUUGGAAUGAUAAUCUUUCAGCUGAGUUUUUUCUUGACUCACUCAUCCACAGCUUAAUAGUUAUUGACAUUCAAGUAUUCUGCUUUUCAGGCCAACGUCGAGUGAAGUUUGCCUUCUGCGCGUGUACCCCAGAUCCCGUCCAUCUACUUGCAAGCGGCUAUCUUGCAAGCACACCUGUUUUCCCGCAGACUGCCUUCUCUGUGCGAUUACUCAACUUCUACGACAUCCUGUGGAAUAUCUGCAAUGCCCACACUACCCCGUUUGCAAAAGUCUUACAACGAUGGAACGAAUCCAGGUCAAUUCGCCUGCAUGCCAAGAACUCAACCAAGGCUCGGGAGCUGCGCCGAAAUCUAGUUGCCGCAAUUGAUGCCUACAGAACUUUGAAAGACAUGCAGCAGAAGCUGGUCCAAAAUAUGACAUCGAUCAACCGGCAGGAGGUACUCGCUCAACAAUCCUGCCCCGCCUGCUUUGGUGUUGCUCUUCAAGACCCCAAUCCAGCGGAGCCGCCUCCUGCAGACUCUGCCGAUAACCACAAGGUCUUCAUAUGCCUUGAUGGCAACUUUCAACACCGUCACCACGAGCGAGCAUCAAAAAACUACAUAGGAAUCCAAAAUCAAUCCCUGUUCGUUCGGCCGGAAGAAAUUGAUGUAUCAAAUCAGGAGAUACGUGAAGGGGAACUUGCCAAGAGGGUGUCUAAAAAAGCAAAAGACCGCUGCACAGAACAACAUAAAGCUGCCGAUGACCGCCGCAACGCGAGCUCUUGGAAAGGUUGUGAUGACACUGGCCUUUUUGGCUGCUGCUGUCGCCACGACUCAGUCAUCUCAUUCUGCAAUAUCCACAAGUCUGGCGAAGGACGUGGUCUCCCGAUGUCAAUAAUCAAACGAUUUUUCAACGCUAUCAAUCCCAACAUUGAGAAUGAAAUUUGCGACAAGGGGCUGAACGCAACCGUCAGUGAUGUUUUCUCUCGCAAUAUUCAAGGGGAGCUGCAACCGCUGCGCGAUACAAAGUCUCGCGGGGAACGACUCGGCACUAUUUUGAAAGAGAAAAUAUUUGAAGCGCUUGGACGCCAUAAGAAGACGGUUGCAAAGGUUCUCAAGACAUUUUGUGAUCGUCGGACCGAUUACCUCAAAAAACAUGCCCCUGACCAGCUGGGUCUACCCGAAAACCAACCAAUCACAUAUGAUGAAUUCACCAAGCUCCGUUUAGACGACCCGUUUUGGAACGACACCUAUUUGUGCUUGUCUAAAGAACCGUGGGCUGUGAAUCCGUUGGUGCGAACUGGGAUACACGCCGUAUUGCGAUUAGAUCGUGCUAAGGAGGAAUUGAUCCAGCUGAAAAAUGAGCUGCGAAGGUGUGUGUCAUGGGGGAUUCACUAUCGCAAGCAGCUCAAACAUCGAAUUGAUCAAUGUGUAUUUGAUACUGCCGACAGACAACUCACAACUGUACUACAAGAUGCCUUUGGGGCGGUUUCAUACGAAAUUAAAAAAAUCGCCAGCAACGAACUGGAAUUGGUUCAGAAGGAGCACGAGAAACUUUUACUAAACUGGCAGCCAGUAAUUGAAGAGAUUCUGGCUAUAGGAGUUGUGUCUUGCAGCUACUUGCCGGCCGAGUGGUAUGCUUUGGUCGUAUUUUUGAAACAGGAGGAAGUGGACACCCAGUUGAUAGGAUGCGAUGUUGAUAUCCUCUUGGAAGAGACGUUGCUCGAUGGUCAAGACUCAGACGGAGAGUCCCAGAAAGACGACGAUCUUGUGGCAGGCACAAGUGGUGCGGAACACAUCCCACCAGAAGAUGACGAUAUCCCUGGCAAACCUAGUGAUUCCCAACGACCGAACAGUGGUGAUCGUGGCAGUGCUCCUUGA